AUGGCAGCAGAAUAUCCCCACAAAAUUGCCCUCUUGGGUCUAGGGACCAUCGGUCUCUCAAUGCUAGCAAUGCAUCUCCGCCGCCCCGACACAAGCAUUAUGGUCUACGACCCACGUCCAGACUACGAGUCGCAAGUCAGGAGCACGCUCCCUACCCUCCUGGACUCUUCCUCAAGCGACCCCAGCAUAGUAGACCACCUAAUCGCUACAUCUCGUCUCAAACUAGCCACCUCGUUACCCGAGGCAAUCGAAGGAGCCACGAUUAUACAGGAACAAAGUCCCGAGAUCACAGUCUCCAAACAGGGACUUUGGAAAGAGAUAUCGACUCUCACCGGAUCAGAUACCCAUCUCUGGAGCAGUUCGUCUGGAAUCGCAGCUUCUGCACAGGCAGCAUCAUGCGAAGCUGAGAGGAGAGUUGCUGAAAGAUUGCUUGUGGCACACCCGUUCAACCCACCGCAUCUGAUGCCCCUGGUCGAAGUUGUUCCUGGACCUGAAACGAAGCCUGAGAGGGUUGAGUUUGUGAAAGCUUACUUCCGCGAUAUUCCCGGUCCGGCGACGAGUUCGGGUGGUUCAGAGGGCCAAUCCGCGUCGCAUUACCGGCCAGUCACGCUGCAUAAAGAGGUUCCUGGCUUUGUGGGCAAUAGGCUUGCAUUUGCUUUAUUGAGGGAAGCAUGUCAUCUUGUCGGGGAAGGGGUUGUUUCGGCUCAAGAUCUGGAUUCGAUCGUUACGGCUAGCUUGGGGCCGAGAUGGGCUGGGAGUGGGGUGUUUGAAAGUUAUCAUGCUGGUGGUGGGGAGGGCGGGAUUGAUGCAUUCUUGCAGAAGCUUUCGCCUACAAUCCAGGAUGUUUGGGGGGAUUUGGGACAAUUGGAUAUUGAGGGCCAGCAAGGUUGGAGAGAUGUAGUGGUGAAGCAAACCGAAGAGGCUUAUGGGCCUUAUACUAAACAGACACGGAAGAAGAAAGAAGAGAUGCUGAGAGAGGUUGUUGAGCUGCAGAAGAAGAAGUGGGGAGAGUUGCCUUGA
Penicillium brevicompactum is the source of this 1020-nucleotide messenger RNA. Its product is annotated as Dehydrogenase multihelical. Gene Ontology annotation, biological process: fatty acid metabolic process. Lineage: Eukaryota; Fungi; Ascomycota; Eurotiomycetes; Eurotiales; Aspergillaceae. The transcript has a single exon. The record is from RefSeq and is a predicted model, not a curated record. The coding region runs from base 1 to 1020 and encodes 339 amino acids. Gene Ontology annotation, molecular function: oxidoreductase activity, acting on the CH-OH group of donors, NAD or NADP as acceptor; NAD+ binding.